AUGAGGAAAUUCAGAAGUAGAAGCCAUGACCUCCUGCUGGAAGACGCAAGCGUAUCAGAGAACUCUGCUGGUCGUCCACCACCCCCGCGCAGAUCUGAGAAGUCACGGCCGUGCUAUCCAAUAGGUGAUGCUGAAAAUGCGCUGUCGCCAGUCACCGUUGAUGAAGCCCGAUUAUCUCGACAGGCCUCUGAGGUAAGACGCAGCCUGCGAAAGACACUACGAAUAAAGAAACACCACAAUCCACCACCAGUAGCAGGACAAGAGGAAGACGAAGAAGAUAAUUUAACUGCAGAGGCAUACACGUCAGUGAGUGACCACCGUCGGCACUUUAAAAGUGAACAAAGCCGCGUUCUCUGCAACCGCGAAGCGUCACCGGCCAUUGACUCUGCCAGCGAGACGAUCACGGUCUCCGAGUCACCAUCAUCAGCCGCCACUGACCAUACAAACGAAAGAUUAGGCACGACCAGUCAACGGCGCUUGGUGCACCAACAGACACGUCCGAGACGACAAAGUGCCCAGGACGCCUCCCCCGCAAACACCGCGGCACUCCCUACCCCCUGCCUUGAAGUGUAUGCCAACGACUUGCUGAACGAGACUCGUCUCUCCUCUGAACUCCUAAACGAACGUGUUAGAGCCGCCUGUUCGAAUUUGCCAAAAAACAUAACCACUGGGUUUCUCCUGUCAACACCAGCGUCGCGUAUAGUUGCAGCCAGCAUAUCGGUUGGCACGUUUGAUUUUCUCUGCCCCGAGGGCGACACCACAACCAGCAGCACCAACGGGAGGACUGAGGGGGAGCACAAAAGUGGUAUGACAUUUAACGCGAAACGCAGUCGUUCAAUCCGACGUCUGCAGCACCAGAAAAGGACCUCCAAGCUGGGUAACGCCCUGGCUCCCAUGCUAACGGAGCAGCUCGGAUUCGCGGCACAAAUGGGAAAAACACGAAAGGAAACUGUGGCCGGCAUGAAACUCGCCUCCGAAAAUGGCCUAGUAUUCAAAUGUCAACUGCAGGACAAGGAAUAUGUCUUCUUGAAUGCGUCUGAAUUUGGCGAGGUGGAGAUUGUACGCGAGCUGCUCAACGAUAGGACCCUCAAUGUGGACUGUGUGGACUACAUGGGACGCAAUGCCAUACUUUUGGCCAUGAAAACUGAGAAUAUUGAACUCAUCGAUUGUCUAGUGGGCCGGCUAAACUUUUAUGCUGUGGAAGAUGCCCUGCUUAAUGCAAUAAGUCAGGAAAAAAUUCAUAUUGUUAAACUUAUAAUUGACCACCCGCAGUAUAUCCGCAUGGAGAAGAUUAUGACCCCGCGGGGCCAACGAGCUGGGAUUAUAACGAAGAGCACAGAGCGCUCGCAAUUCUCCUCGGACAUAACUCCACUCAUGCUGGCUGCACACACCAACAAUCAUGAAAUUAUUCAGCUUUUGCUGGAUAGAGGACUUAAAGUGGAAAUGCCUCACGAUAGGAGCUGUCUGUGUUUGGACUGCGAAUCAAUCAGAGCACAGGUUAGUUUUCAGUACUCCUCCAUGUCUUAG
Dibothriocephalus latus is the source of this 1527-nucleotide messenger RNA. NCBI's taxonomy places the organism in Eukaryota, Metazoa, Platyhelminthes, Cestoda, Diphyllobothriidea, Diphyllobothriidae. The record is from the annotation of a GenBank genome assembly.